Harpegnathos saltator (Jerdon's jumping ant) is the source of this 4671-nucleotide messenger RNA. RefSeq names its product leucine-rich repeat-containing protein 24. Lineage: Eukaryota; Metazoa; Arthropoda; Insecta; Hymenoptera; Formicidae. The record is from RefSeq and is a predicted model, not a curated record. Bases 94 to 2109 code for a protein of 671 amino acids. The transcript has a single exon. Gene Ontology annotation, molecular function: protein binding.
GGUGGUGGCCGGCACGUUGCUCUCGCCCGAGGGCGAGAAGGGGAUCAGAGACGGAUCAGCAGACAACGGGUACACCGAUAAAAGGACGGUGUUAUGUUAGUGACAAGGCGUCACCCUCUAGGAGGGCGCAUACUACUCGCCCUCUUCCUCCUGAUCGGGAGUUUCGCCUUGUUGUCGCGGGCGGCCGCUUUCCCGGACUGGACCGACUGUCCCGCGGUGUGCCGAUGCAAGUGGACCUCCGGCAAGAAGUCAGCCCUGUGCCCCGACGCCGGCCUGACGUCGCUGCCGGCGUCCCUCGAUCCGGAUAUGCAGGUGCUCGACCUCUCCGGCAACAAGAUACCCGCGCUGCAGGCGGAGAUAUUCAAGCGAGCCGGUCUGGUGAAUUUGCAGCGGGUGUUCCUGCGCGACGCCGGCAUCCAUGAGAUUCACGCGGACUCCUUCAAAGACAUGCGGAUACUCAUCGAGAUCGACCUGUCGGACAAUCACGUGAUGAGCCUGGAGCCGGACACGUUCGUCGGCAACGAGCGACUGCGCAUCUUGAUCCUCAGCGGGAACCCAUUGGGUGUGCUGUGCGACAGGCAGUUCCCGCUGCUGCAACACCUGCGCAAUCUGGAGCUGCAGCGCUGCGCCUUGACCGAGAUACACGGCAACGCGUUCGCUCACCUCACCGGCUUGGAGUUUCUCAAGCUGGACGGCAACCAGCUGCAGUACCUGGAGUCCUCGGUGAUAGCCGGCCUGUCGAAGCUCAAGACCCUGACGUUGGACGGCAAUCGCUGGCGAUGCGACUGCCGACUGCGCGGCCUCCGCACCUGGCUGAUCCCGGACGCGACCAGCAAGUUGUACUCCGUGUCUCAGGUCUGCUCCGGUCCGGACAAGCUAAAGGACCGUCGCUGGGAGGACGUGAAGCCCGUCGAGUUCGCCUGUGAGCCCGAGGUGUUCGUCUCGGCGAGCAGUAUACAAGAAGAGACCAACGGUAACCUGAGUCUCGCGUGUCUGGCGACCGGCGACCCCGAGCCGGAGGUCUGGUGGCAGUUGAACGGCGGCCCGGUGAAUGCCAGCAGGUCCGACCAGCCGUCGUACACCGGCGGCCUCGUGGUGUACGCGACGUCCGAGGUAACCGGUGGCAGCGCCGCCAACGGCGACCGGUCCUUCCGGAUCGCCGAGCGGUGGAGCAACCUAACCGUGUACAACGCCAGCGAAGGCGACGCCGGCGAGUACGCGUGCCUCGCGCGGAACAUCGCCGGGCUGGCGCGCGACACGGUGAGCGUGACGAUACCCCGGGUGUACACAGCUCCCACCCUGUCGCAGAGCGACAACUGGCUGCUCUGGGUGAGCUUGGCGGGCGGCGGUGCCGCCGCGGUGUGCGCCUCCAUCUCGGCGGUGCUGCUGGCUCUGUGUUUCUGCGGCGGCGGUCGCCGGCACAGCAAACGCGAGAAGGUGAAGUUGCAAGGUAGCGCGAGCUUCGGCGACCAGGAGAAGAAGCUGCUGGACCUGUCGGUCACCACCACCACCACGCCCGGCCACAACAGCAACGACCGCGGUAGCGGCCAGGGCAGCCUCGGCGAAGCGUGCAGCACCGGCGACCUUGAGCUGGCCGAGCGUGGCUCCAUCUGCGACCCCAUGGCCGCCGCGGCGGUGACCGUGGAGCGGCUGCGGCCGGAGAGUGGCGCGGCGGUCAACGCCAUCCGCGCGGUCCCCUGCACAGCGGUGUUCCCGCCGCCGCCGCCGGAGUUCACCAGCGGGGUGUUGCCGGCCGGUAUCUUCGGCAACAUCUUCAUCUCCGUGUCCUUGCCGCAGGACUCGUCGGAGCGCUGCUACCCGGACCUCCUCGACAUCCCCGUCCACGCGGUGAGCGGCGUGGCCGCGCUCUCGGCCGGCGUGAAGACCACCGCGGCCUUGCCGGCGACCGUCAACGUGUCCAGCUUCGCCACGCUGCCGCGUCGUGCGCUCCGCAGCGCCGAGAUCGGCUCGCCUUACGACAAUAUGGGACCGCGGGUCACCGCCAACGGCAGCUCCGCCUUCUCCUUAACGGACGUGGACCUGCGGCUGUCGCCGCCGCCGCCGCCGCCGCGGAUCAUCCAGCCGCCGCAUGAGUUCGUCUCGCUCUAGGCCGCUCUUCGUCGCAUCACGUCCUCGUGAUCGCGUGAACCUCGUGCUCGGCAAUGUGUCGCGUGCCAACAGCAUCCAGCGGAGCGCGCAGGCGUGCAUUGCGUGCGUCGUUGAUUAUCCGGCCGGAUCGCGACGAUUAGCCGUAUGUGGCCGAACGCCUCAAGGACUCUCUGUUCUUCGAGAACACGCGCGCAUGCGUGCGCUUCGACUGGGUGAGCCUCUCUCUCUCUCUCUCUGUCUCUCGGUGAGGUCUCAAGGACGAGUCGUUUUCCAGCUGGACGACGCUGGACGAGCGUCAUCGCGGUAUCACGCGCCUUUCGAGCGGGCUAUCUCGUGCUGGCUUAUCGUCGGAAGCGCCAUCUUGACUGCCAUUUGCCGAAUCAAAAUUUUCGAGUAGCCUGCAUCUAGUGCGACGUAGAUCUUACUGCCUCCUGAUCGGUCGCACGACCGAUCGUUCACCUUCACAAGCCAGCCAUCUCGCCUGUUUGAUGAGAAGUUUGAGAGUGAUUCAUCCCACAAGGUGUUCCAACAGGAGAAGUGAUCGAUGAUCGACCCGCCUGGAACUGUUUCAGCGUCUUCAGAGAUACCCGACGGGAAUAUUUUGCAUCUGUCCUUUCGUUGUUCGCACACACGCACGAUGCGGAGAGACGUGAGACAAUAGAAGAUAACGCGCCGACCUGGUGGUCCGCCUCUGCAGGCUCCGCCUCUGACCAUCGUCACUUAUUGACGCAUCGAUCAAUACUUGACAGUACGCCGAUUCGAAACACAACCGAUAACCAAGCUCCCGAGGCAGCUUGAAUAUUUUAUAUCACGGAGGCAUUUACGAUCCUCUUCAAUUAUUUUGCAACUUUUUGCAUCACUCACCGAGAUGCGAUAAAGAAGGGUUAAGAACGAAAGGUAACACACACACACACACACGAUGGUUGAUUCGUCUCGAAAAUUUCGUUUAUCGUCGCUUAUUUGUGCAUUCAUCAAUAGUUCAUCCUACUCCAACAAACAACAAUCCAUGACCGAAUUCCUGGGGCAGCUUGAGUUGAUUCCGAAGUGCAUCGUUGGCGACAUUUUUCAAAGGUUCUCUUUGAAUUUUCGCAAUUUUCGCAAGGACGCGACAAAGAAGGGAUAAAAACGGAAGAUAACACAGAGUAGUCAGCUCACUCAGGCGCUUUCAUUCACACUUCCAGACCAUCGUCGCUCAUUUGUGCGUUCAUCGCUGAUAGCUCAUCGUGUUCCAACCGGGGAAAUAAUCGAUAAUGAAGGGGCGACUCCUAUAUAUAUCGGUCACAGAGACAUUUUUUGAUGAAUGUUAAUUACCCGUGAAUUUUUGCAUUAUUAAAGAUGCGACGAGGGAAUAAAAAUAAAAGAUACACACACACACACGCACGCAGUGAUUGACUCGCUCUGAGGCUUUCGUUCGUCUCCUGCCAUCGUGCCCUACUUGCACAUUAAUUAAUAGUUCAGGCUGCUCUAAUUUGGCGGACGAUCAAUGACUGCGCCCCGGGGGCAAUUUGGCUAUUUUGGAAAUCGUCGCAGAUUUCGCCAUUGGCGAUAUUUCCCGACGCAUCCUUGCGCUGCACCCUCGGACGCCUCGUGUUGCGGACGACGCGCGACGAAGCAAGAGCGAGAGACAACACGCGCGCAGCGCGGGACGAGUGUCACCUGGACGGUAUCGUCGCGUCACGAGAUGUAAAUCGUCGACUAACAGCCGGAUACCUCGCGGGGAGAGCAGCGCGCGAAUGUAGUCGUGAUUGGACAUCUCCCGCGGGUGCGAUCCAAGUCGGCGUCAUACCUACCUUUCCGUCGGCCGAUCUGUCUGCGGCGAAUUACCGAGACGGGCAAAUCGAUAUCGCCGUCGUCGUCGUCGUCGUCAUCGGCCGAACGACCGGCCGGCCGGCCGGCCGGCGUGUCACCGAGAUCAGUAUAUGGAACAUUUGAUCAGGCCGAUAUAGGCCAUGACUGUCCGACUUAUCGAAUAUCUGUCUGUUCCGCUUGUCUACCUGCCUUGCCUGCUUGCGUCCGGCCAGCUGCUGUGCGCCCAGCGCGGAUGUGUGUGUGUGUAUGUGUGUGUGUGUGUGCUGAGUGACGGACAAGAGCGUGCGGGAGAAACUUUUUAGGAACUACGAGAGAGUAGUCCGAGUACCUCUUCCUCUCUUCUAGCGCGCUAAGUAAGCGGAGAGAGCGCAAGGCGUUUGUACAUACAGGAAGAAAUCCGGCCGGACGACCGCUUCCCUCGCGGCGGCGGGGCGACCGGCGCGCACUCGCGCGAUCCCCCCAUUAUCUUCCCGUUCAUUCUCCGAAGUGUAUCACUAGUUUGUUACGUGCUCUCUACGUGUGUACAUAUUUGUUAUUACAUUACAUCGUGUACCGCGCGCGCGACCAGGACGUUGCGACAGCGCGCGCAUACGCCGGCGCGUCAUACAUGGAUAUUCAUUAUGAACACUUUGUCAAUUAUAAAUAAAAUCAUUGAAUUUUACAUACAUAGAGUCACAGUUGUUGUUGUUGUUGUUGUUGUUGUUGUUGUUGUCGUACUGCGCGCUCGCUUGAGCGAAACUCCUCCGUUUCCCC